Molecule: messenger RNA, 528 nt
Organism: Acaulospora colombiana
Lineage: Eukaryota; Fungi; Glomeromycota; Glomeromycetes; Diversisporales; Acaulosporaceae
Source: the annotation of a GenBank genome assembly
AUGCCUACAAUUAGCACUCGUGCGGCGGCUAGACCGUUGAGCGAAAACAUCGGCCCAUACAGCAUAGACAGAAGUACCCCACUACCCCCUCAGUUUGAACACGUCUUAUGGCACCUAAAAGACAUACACCGGAUUAUAGAAUCGAAACAGUUGAAAUCUCGUCGAGAAUCUACCUACUUGACAUAUGGUCAGGCGGUCGAAUCCGUGCUACAUAAAGCAAGAGUUCGCAAUCGAGAGUCCUCAGUUCCCGUCAUGGCUAUCUUUAUUGCCAGCAUAUCCGUCGCGCUUUUGGCUUGUGGACAAAUCUACCAAGAGAAACUAUCCGAUAGCACCAACGAAACCUUUAUCUGUCGCGUCCUCUUGGUCAAUGCCAGCUUUGUGCUUUCCGCGACCCUCAGUUUACUCGCUCUCGCUGGAGAAACCGAGCACUACACUGCAGUCGAUAGAGAACACCCACUGACAAAAGAAGAACUCGAAGCGGUCUAUAUAUUCGAGUCUCAUCUCUUAUCCUGCCAGAGAAAAUGCGAG